Marchantia polymorpha subsp. ruderalis is the source of this 1979-nucleotide messenger RNA. Lineage: Eukaryota; Viridiplantae; Streptophyta; Marchantiopsida; Marchantiales; Marchantiaceae. The record is from the annotation of a GenBank genome assembly.
UUUCAAUCUUAUGAUCUGCAAUAAAACAUGGUCACCACCGAUUCCUUCAAUGCAGCAAAAUUUUCAUCCCAAAUCAGUUUCUUUCCAUGCGCAUGGAAGCGGGGAGGCUCAGGUACUCGCGCAGAUGGCUGUGGGCUCGAUCGAGCAUUCGCAAAAAUAGCAUGGAAAUGAAGCCGAUGUGCCACGAGCACGUCGAGAAAUUCAGCAUGGAGCCACACGAAGAAAAUUUGCCAUCCAGCGAUCUGAGCAGUGACAGAGUAGCAGCCGAUCUAGAGUCAACGCCAUGGAAGAAGGAACUUUGGUUCUGUGGAGCAUCCCGAGAAAGGACUCUGAUGUCGAAAGCAUAAGACGAUAGAGCGCAAGUCAUCGGCAUUGUGAAUGCAGCCCGGGCGAUGUGGUAUUUCUGUUCGUAGGCCGGAUCGAUCGCUGCUCGAAAAAUAUAGGCACUGUGCCUCGACGUCGGUAGAUCGACCGCCUACGAGAUCGACGAGCACUCGAGGAUUUGUGCUCGAAUCGGCGGUUGCUGCUGCUGCUGGGAGGGAGCCGAGCUUCUUUCCACGAUGGAACCUCCACCCGAGGCCGACCCGAUGGCAGAACAAACGAAGAAAUUUAAGAGAUUGGGCGAGUACGUGUACGAGCUCCAGCACGAUGAGGACCCGGAGGCCGUGAUCGUGUUCUUCCACGGCCUUUUGAUUCAGGAGACGGACACGGGCCACGCUUUCUGGAGCACGUGGACGAAGCGAAAUAAACCUCUCGAAUGCUGGCCCGUGACGAUGCUUCCGAAAUUUUGGGAAAGCAGGGCAAAGAGUCCUCCUCGCCCUUUCAGUAUUCGUGUGCUCGCGGUCUCGUACGAGGGACGGACGAGCGUGCAUCCAGACAUCGGGACGGCCGGGACCGACAAGUACCUUCUCGCCGAGAGUUUAAUCAGUGAGCUCAUUCUGAGCCGUCAGGACUUGAUUCGAGGAUCGAAGGCGGUGGAGGACAACGAAGUCCCCGUCUUUCUGGUCGGCCACGACCUCGGAGGGAUCAUAAUUAAGAAUCUCGUCAUGCAAGUGGAGAGUAAAAUUGCCAACAAGGACGAAGACGCCGAGAAAGAAAAACUGCAGAAUUUUCUCAGCAAUCUGAACACUGUGUUCUUCUACGCCACACCUCACAGUGGAUCGCAAGCCAUCGAGGACUUGGCCAAGCAAAUCCCCGAAGACUCACGCAAUCAGAUGCUCACUCUGAUGAGCGUUCUCGGUACUGAUAUGGCCAGAAUCAACUCAGAAUUCAGCACUUAUCGGUCCGGCAUUGGCGACAAUCUGAACCAUCCACGAUUCAAAACUUACGGCAUCGUUCCAACGAGUUUAACCAACCAGAGGGGUUUCGACAGGACGAUGGUCGUCCCGGAAGCAUCUGCUAGACAUGAUAUGGACAUAUAUUUCUCGGUUCGAGAUGCUGAUCACUUUCAGGUUUGCCAGCCUGAAGGCACUUGGUCCGGUUCCAUAACGCCACUCGGUGACAAAGUUUACGAGGAGGUGUCGGAAAGCAGAGAAUUAGAAGACUGGAGGAUAUUCAAUGCACAAAGAAUUGCUGCUGCAGGAAGAGCUGCUGGAAGUCCAUUAGAACUCCAGCAGUAUUGAAUGCUGUGAUUGUCGUUAAUCGAUGCAAAAAUUUCACUGACAGGUUUAGUGUAUUAGAUUCGGGAUAAAGUAACUUGCAUGGUAGUCGGAUGGAAUUACUGCAGCAGUCGAAGUGGAACCCUCCGGCCGUGAUCGAGAGACGUGACAUGAUAAAAAGGGCUUCGACAUGCUUGGACAUUGUAUAGAGCUUUGAAGUGUUAAUUAGGUUCGAAACGAGAAAUUCACUUCGCCUUCUACUCUGGAACUAUUGGGAUUAACUUUACAGCGUCCUGUCUUGUGAAAGGUCUAAACUAGAAUCGUGCUCGACUUUUGUACAUGUCAUCUACAUAAAAUCCUUGUCAAAUCAAGCUUCUGUCC